This is a messenger RNA of Cynara cardunculus var. scolymus (artichoke), 1414 nucleotides long. RefSeq lists its product as uncharacterized. NCBI's taxonomy places the organism in Eukaryota, Viridiplantae, Streptophyta, Magnoliopsida, Asterales, Asteraceae. The record is from RefSeq and is a predicted model, not a curated record. Bases 302 to 1135 code for a protein of 277 amino acids. The transcript has 4 exons.
AUUCGUCCAAUGAACGAAACAUCCAAAUCCCAUAUCCUGCAAAUUACGAAAGACUUUUCCACAAUCGUCGUAUUCUUGGAAUGGAAUCGAACAAGAUUUUGAUUCGCAGACGCGUUUUCUCUAUGACUCCGUCGACUAUACCCUAUAUCUUCAUCGUUUUUAAUACAUUCCCAUAUCCCAUUUUUCAUAGGGAUCGUCAAUCGUUUACUUGUCUCGAAGAGUUUAAUGGUUUUGGUGAUUCGAAUCUAACCUUCAUUACGGAGGAGGGAAGUGGAGAUAUAGUCUAGUUAGUUUGCGCGAAAUGAUUCGUAGGGGUUUGCUCAUCAUCACAAUUUUGAUCGUUUUGCCUCUAGAAUCAUAUGCGUUAUCCCCCUUAUAUUCUUUCAGACAUCUCUAUGAACAGAGUAACGCUUCUCCUUCGCCUAGCCCUUCUAAUGGGGUUGAUUUUGCUUCGGGUGGAACAGAUUUCCAGCAUUAUUGUAAUAGGGCAUCUAGAAGUUGCCAGCUGAAGAACAUAGCUGCCUGCUUGACUUAUUUUCAAGAUGGCCCUCAUGAAGAAAGAUGCCUCCUUGUCCAGAACAACCACGAAGCCCCGCUGCAUGUGAAAAUUAUGAUCCUUCCUGCUAACAACACGAUCAAGGAGAUCGAUUUACCAAGCCACGGAAUCGAGAAGAUCAAGAUUUUUUUAGAUGUGGAAUCAAGUUCUGCAAUAGCAUUGAAUACUAGAGACGGGGAUUGUGUAAUUCGUGCUGCAGCUCGAGCUCCAGCACCAGAAAAUCACUUCCAGAAAUACCCUUCAUAUACCACCUAUAUAACCCCACAAAAUGGUGCAUAUUUAGUAAUCCUACUAGUUAUCGUUGGAGGAACUUUGACUUGUUUCAAAUCGAGGAUACAGGCCAGGCACCUUGAUAGAGUCCCAUACCAUGAGCUCGAAAUGGGAAAUUCACCAGCUCUUUCGUCACAGGAUUUGGAAGAUAGUGAAGUCGAAAACUGGGAUCAAGAUUGGGACGAUGAAUGGGGUGACGAAAAACCCGUCAAAUCUGGUGGUGAGAAUCCUGUAAUGGUUAAACAAGCAAAUGGUUUGACUGCAAAAUUGCCUAAUUCUGAUGGAAGGAGAAAGGAAUGGGAUGAUUAGUACUUUGAAUGUAUUUACUCACAACGGGUAAGGAUGUUCAUCGGUUUACUAAAACAACCGAUCCACUCUCUUUUAGGACAAAGGACAAAUCCGUAUACAUCUCACUUCCUCACACCUCACCUUCAAAUGGGAUAUACUGAACUCGUUCGGUUUGGUCUUGGAAAUGUUCACAGUGCUUUGUGUAUGUUUAGAAAAGAUUAUUUAGUUUUUUUUCUAAGGAUUUGGUGACUCAAGUUUUGAUACAUGCAAAGAGGAUGUUAUUCUUGGGUUUUUGUCUUA